Molecule: messenger RNA, 1698 nt
Organism: Venustampulla echinocandica
Lineage: Eukaryota; Fungi; Ascomycota; Leotiomycetes; Helotiales; Pleuroascaceae
Exons: 7
Coding region: 1-1698 (565 amino acids)
Molecular function (GO): oxidoreductase activity, acting on paired donors, with incorporation or reduction of molecular oxygen; monooxygenase activity; heme binding
Source: RefSeq, a predicted model, not a curated record
AUGGUAGCAGCAAACCAUACCAACGUUCUCGGGGCUUGCCUUGAAAAUGCGACAAGCUACACUAUCCAGGCCAAAGGUGCUGUUACCGCGAGUCCUGUUCGUAUGCGUUUAUACACCGCGGCGGCACUGGCGCUCGCCCUUCACCACCUCGUCUUCAGGAAGGGAGAAUGGCACUUGAAGGCUCCCAUGCUCCUCACAACCUGGCUGGUGUCCUACCCUCUACUGUUAGUCGCAGAGCUGGUUAUAGGUGCGAAGAGCUUCGGCGGCAGCGUAUCUAACACCCUCUUGACCCUGGGAUGCUUCACCAUAGUUUCGUUCGCCAGCAUUGCUGUGUACAGGCUGUUCUUUCACCGACUGGGAGGCUUUCCUGGGCCGGUGAUGGCCAGGGCCACGAAACUUUGGCACGCCAGUCAAUGUCUUGAGGGCAAAAACUACCUCGUGCUGGACGAGCUGAAUCGGAAAUAUGGCGACUAUGUUCGCACUGGUCCGAACGAAAUAACGAUUUUUAACCCCGAGGCUCUUUUCAAACUUGACGGGCCGGGCAACAAGACUACCAAAUCCGUAUGGUAUGACUUCCUGAUGCCCGACAUGGGGGUGACAACCAUUCGAAACAAGACGUUUCACGACCAGCGCCGCAAGAUCUGGACCCAGGCUUUUUCCGCGAAAGCCCUCCCAUUUUAUGAAGACCAAAUGGCAGAACAUGCCAACAAGCUUGAGAGCUUGAUUGGAGCGGCUGCUAAGGAUCGAAAGGCUGUCCCUUUCUCCUCGUAUGCAUACUGGUUUUCUUUCGAUGUCAUGGGCAUGUUCGCCCUGUCCCAGUCGUUUAACAUGUUAGAUGAUGAGAAAUGGCAUUACGCCGUCAACAACCUGCGACGUGCAAUGUCAAUCCUCGGUCCUCUAUCACCCGUGCCUUGGCUAGGCCAAAUUGGCUUCAAGUUCUUGGAAGGCUAUUGGAUUGUCAAGGAUUGGCAUUCCAUGAUGGGAUGGUGCAGGGCUCGUAUGCAGGACCGGAUCAGGAUUGACGACGACAACGCUCCAAACGUGGCGGCUUACCUGAUAGCCGACGCCAAAAAGAAAGACUCUAUAGAAAGCGACCAUCAUUUGCUUGCAGGAGACACAAUUGUGGCCAUUGUUGCUGGCAGCGAUACUGUGGCGCCGACAUUGGUAUUUCUGUUCUACGAACUCGCCUUGAACCCAUCUCAGGCGGAUAAGCUCUACGAUGAACUCAAAGACAUCGACGUUCAUGACCGCGAGGUCCUACAGACACUGCCACACUUAAAUGCGCUCAUCAAUGAGACUUUGCGUAUUCACCCAGCCGUACCAACAGGUGGCUACAGGGACACGCCACCAGAGGGCAUGACCAUCGGCGGCCGCUACAUUCCUGGUAACACCACCAUCGUAGCUCCGCGUUACACCAUCAGCAGAUUGGAGAGCUGCUACGAACAGGCGGACAAAUUCAUCCCAGAGCGAUGGUACAGCCGGCCCGAGCUGAUUAAGGACAGUCGUUCAUUCCUUCCUUUUGCUCAAGGCAAAAAUUUAGCCCUUUCCGAGCUGCGAGUCGUUACCGCCCUGCUGGUAUCAAAAUACCAUAUUCGCCUGGCGCCCGGGGAUGACGGCUCUCGCGUUGAGAAAGACAUGCGCGACCAGUUCACAGCGGUGCCCGGCCAGCUUAAUCUUGCCUUCGAGAAACGUGUUUGA